AUGCCCGCCGUGCCGGGACGCGCCGGGACCGGGAGCAGCGCAGCGGAGCUCGGCCCGCGCCUCGCGCGGCGCUCCCGGGGCGCCGGUCCCGGCCCCGCGCGCUGCCCCGCCCCGGCCCUGAUUGGCGCCCGCCCCCCGCCCGCGGGAAACUCGCCCCGCGCGGGCACCGCCCCGGCGCUCAUUGGGCCCCGCGGGGCGGCCCCGCCCACCCGGGCCACGCCCGCCCCGCGCCGCACCUAUGAUGCGAGAGCUGCGGUGCGGCACAAAAGCGAGGGACCCACGGCACAGGAGAGGAGAAGGGAAAUUUCUCUAAUAACAAAUUUCCAUUUCCCUCCGAAGCCGCGCUGUCAGGACCCGGCCUUACAAACCUGCGGGGGUGGGAAGGCUCCGGCCGGGGAUGCCCCGGGGCAGCGGGGCCGCCCCCCGAGGGGCUCUCCCCGAAGCGGAGCCGCUCCGGGUGCCGGGGGCCGUGCCCGGGAGAGCCCCCAGCCCCGCGGGGCUUUAUCUGCCCCGGGGCGCCGUUAUCUCCCAGCACGGACCAUCUGCUCGGGGGGGCGGGCACCGGCACUGCUCGGCCCUGCUCGCCACGUGCACGGCGUCCCCCACGCCCGCUGCCACCGGAGCAUCCCCGGGGGUGCCGCUCGGCGCUGGCACCGCACUUGCAGAGGGGAGCGGCGGCCCCGUCCCGGGAGGGGUCCCGGGGCGCCCCGCCACGUGCUGCCCGCCCCGUCCGGGGCCGCGCGCGGCGGCGCGGCGGAACAAAGCACGGUGGGAAAUGCAGUCCUCCAUUCAAAGCCCCAAAAACGCGCCAAGCCGCCCGCCCGCCCCCCCUUCGUGCCCGCCGCCACCGCCAGGGACCCCAGCCCGCCCCGCGGCCCCGGGACACCGGGGAGCCGCGAGCGCAGCGCCGAGUUGCACCGAGGGCGGCUCCGCACGGCCGCGGGCGGCCCCUUUGUCCCGGCCCGACGGGGCAGCGCGGCCGCCUCCCGCCGCCGUGCCCGCGCCCGCUCCGGCUCCCCACGGCCCCCGCCCCGCCCGGUGCCGCCGUCCCGGCCCCCGCCCGGUCCUGCCUGCACGGGGCCGCAGCGGGAGCGCGCGCGGGGAUCUCGCGGAGCCCCGACGGCAGCAGCGGCGGCUCCGCCGAGCGCGUGGUGCGGCUCGCGCCCGACCGCCCCCUCCGCCCGCGCGCGCGCGCCGCCGGCCCGCCCCCCUCCGCACUACAACCCCCAGCGCGCCCCGCGCUCGCCACGCAUGCGCACCGCCGAUCCACCCCCCCCGCCGCCGCCAUGUGCUCGCCGCGCGCGCGCCCCCUCCCCCCCGCCCCACGCGCACCGGCCACGCGGGGGCGGCGCGAGACACCCUCACCCCCCCCCCCAACACACACACCCCUCACGGCCCGGGGGAACACCCGGGGACCCCCAAAAAACAGCCCCGAGCCCCCCAGCCCCGGACCCACCGCCCCGCACCGCCCCGAGUUUCGGCCUCUCCCGCCGCCGCCUCCCCGGUCCAUUGUUGGUGCCGCGGGAGCCGGCAGCCGUGGACAGGGCGGGCGCGGGGGGCCCCGCGGUGCGGAGGAGCCGCGGGCCCGCGCGGGGCGCGGGGCGAGCCCAGCGCACUCCUACAGGUGGGUGGCGGCCGCCCGCGCCCCGCACAGCGCUGCCGCCCCCGCGCUCCCCGCACCGAGCCCCGGCUCGGGGUUGCCCGUCCCAGUGCGCGUCCCCCAGCCCCGGGCAGCCCGCGCCGGCCGACACUGAUUGCGGAGGGGCUCGGCAAGGCUGCGGCCGCCGCUGCCCGGCCAAUGGCAGCCACCGCCCCCGGCCGCCCCUUCCUCCCGCGGGGGGACGGCGAUGGAGGAGACCCCGGGCAGGGCCGGCACGGGGCGGGCCGGCCGGGGGGUUCGGCGGGGAUGGGAGUGAGGGAUCGAGAAUGAGGGAUUUUGAGAUCUUGGGGUGUGGGGGCUGCGCCCGUCCCUCGUGGAACCAGAGCCACCGCAGCCGCCACGGCCACGCGUGGCCGCAGUCGCUCAGGGCCACCAGCGCAGCGACGGGAGGAAACCUGGGCCGUUUUGGGGUGAAAAGCCCUGAAAUGACGUGGCGGGUCCUGUCCCGGCUGAGCUGGGCUCUCACGGUGCUGCUGGCGGCUCUCGCCGUCCAGCCGCCAUGGCCUCCCAGCACCUGA
Zonotrichia leucophrys gambelii is the source of this 2178-nucleotide messenger RNA. Its product is annotated as basic proline-rich protein-like. Bases 1 to 2178 code for a protein of 725 amino acids. The record is from RefSeq and is a predicted model, not a curated record. The transcript is spliced from 3 exons. NCBI's taxonomy places the organism in Eukaryota, Metazoa, Chordata, Aves, Passeriformes, Passerellidae.